UUUGCCCACAACCAUCGAACCUUGUAUAGCGAUUCCAUCACGGAUUGCAACCUGUGGAGGGACUACCUAUUUGUUCAUCUGCCGGUAUUAGUCGUCUGCUUGCUUGUAUUUGGGUGUUCAGUCCGUCAUUGUGCUAUUCUCGGAUUGACCCACAGUGGUGCCUCCUGUCAAACUGUCGCAAGUUCGCAACGUCAUCCACUCCAGCAGCUUCCGCCGGGAAAAGCCCCUCGGACACAACUUGAACACGCUCCUCGCCGUACAUAUAUCCGCUCACUGUAGCCGGCGCGAUGCAGCGACCAACCUUGAGGAACGAUUCCGGAAGAGUGCCACGCGCCUGUCAACGCUGCCGCCAACAGAAGCUGAAGUGCGAUAUUCGCCGCCCUUGCACACUCUGUAUCCGAGCAAAUGUAACCUGUGCCACUCCCGUCAAGCCAACGACGUGGAAAACCCACGAAGCCGGCCGACCAGCGAAGAAGGCUUGUCGUAGGAAUGAUUCAGCAGAAGUCUCGGCGGCUCACGGGCGACCAUCCGAAGCCGUCUCCUCUGCGUCGUCAAUGUACCUGGACGAGGCUUUCCAGCAGCAUAACACGACCUCGCCAGAUGCCGCAGAAGUCUCGGCAUUUUCGGCCCCUCGCCAUGAUCUGGAAGACGGUACAUCUCAAAGCUCAGCAUCGGACACGUCUGGGGGACAGCGCCGAGGUCAGACGCAUGCUGCCAACAAUAACGCUACAAGACAGGGGAUGCUGUCCGCUUUGCCCGCCCGCGACAUCGCUACUAUGCUCGUGAACAACUACUUUGACCGGAUCCACUGGUUCGUGCUUGUGUUCCACCAGAGCGACUUUCGACUCCAAGCUCAGCAACUGUACGAUGAGACCAGAACGGCGUCUCAAUGUCGAAGCAUCCCAACGGCUUUCUUGGGUGUUUACCUCGCCGUCUGUAUUCUUAGCCUGAGCUACCUGGAUCCCAGUCAGACGGCGACGCUGUCACGUCUUGGCGAAGAAACUGUUUCGCUUCAGGAGCGCCUGCUUGGACCGCUACGUGCAGGACUUCUGGACAUCGCGGCUGAGGGCUCGUUAGAGGCGGUCCAAACUUGCGUCCUCCUAGGCAGCUACUAUCUAUACCAUGGACAGCCUCAGCUAGCUUGGCCUGUCUGCGGGUGGGCUCUGCGUAUCGCUCAGGCAUUAAAAUUGCAUCGCAGAUCGAGCCAGCAAACAGUGGCAGUUCCCAACCUGGACGACCCCAAGCAACGCGCAGAGGAAUCGAGGAAGCGAUGCUGGUGGGCUGUAUACGAGAUCGAAACCUUCUGCUCUAUGCUGUAUGGCUACCCGCUGAGUAUCAACGACGACGAUUGCGAUAUCGAGCUGCUCCACCAAUAUCCUGUCAGAUCCGCAGACCCGACGUGGGAUGCAAAUGAGCGGCGUAUCACGGGCCAGGCAACCUUGCUUUCGUACAAGGUCGCCAUAGUACAACUAUCCAUCAUCGUGCGGACGGCAUUACUGAAGCUGUAUAGCCUGGGUGACCGAAGUCGUCCACAGAAACCAGCUCGCCGCACAAACACCUCGGAUCGCAUGCGCACACUGGUCGAAAGUGUAGCCGUUCUCGACCGGAAGCUAGAUGCAUGGCGUUCGGAGCUUCCUCAGCAGCUACAUUUGGACCAAAUGCCAGUGGGUGCGGUGGCGCCUUGCAGAGACUAUCUUGCUGGCGCCGCCGGGCCAUGUUCAAGAGCAUGCUUCCACUACCUUUUCCCCCUACAGACACUCUCUCUGAAGCUUGCUUUCGAGAACGCAAGGAUCCUCAUUCACAGACCUUUAUUGAAAUAUAGGUUAGCACUGCCAGACAGUCAUCAGGCUAACGCGCCUCCUCCGCCAGACUUUUCAGACCCGUGCCAAGCCUCCGUCCGAGCAUGCCAGGCUGCUGCAUUACAGAUCUCCGACAUUUGCUCCCUGCCUCUUGUGCACGACGCCGGAGCUACGUAUGCUGUCGCGUUUAUCUGCCUGCAUCUUCUGACGGCUGCCAUCACACUGUCCAUCUUAGCUAGCCUCAAUACGAUGAGCCAAGCAUCCCAUGACUGUAAAAUGGGACUUCGACGGUUGAUGGAGAUGCAGUCCCGACUCACCGGCAAGAGCAUCGUCACUUCACAAGGCCUGAUUGUCUCGAAGAGACUGAUGUCACUUGUGUUGCAGAAGGAGAGGGAUGAGAUGUUGAACGUGCCGCUUCUUCCAGACCCGCCGCGUGUUGAGAUCGAGGCUAGACAGGAGGUUGCCGCAGCCUCUCGUGCGUCUGCUGGGUGCGACGAACACGACGCGCCACAGAGUGGCUCCUCUUGUGCUUCAGCAUUGAUGCAAAGAGGUCAAGCACAAGCGGUAGAUAUGCUCGUAACGCAGGACCCCCUUGUUACGCCCGAGGAUCCCUAUCUCGGCUUCUACGAAGAUCUUGCAACCACGCAGGCACUCUUUGAUUUUGAACAGGCUUUUCUUGAAUCGCACAGCGAAUCUGUCACCGAUGGGCGUGUAGUUGCUGGCAGUCUUGGACAGCAAACUAGCGGUUCGCAGGACUAUAGCUGGAUAUGGAGCUCGAAUGUCGAUCCGGCCUUGUCAUGGCACUAGGGCCUAGCAACUGAGCUGAUGCAAGCACGAUGGAAGGCUAUCAUCAGUGGUUGCUUAUUCUUUUGCAUACAAGCGAGCGCGCUGUUUUACCCACAGCAAAAGCUCAUAGUAGCAGACUCUGAGCAUAACAACCACUUACGACCAUACCCAUUGGAAGACCCGGGAUCCCGCCCGCUCUCGCAUGAAUAAGCCAGUGAGGGACACAAGCUACGUGAGGGUCAGCUUAUGUCUGGGAGUUGAAAGGAUAUA
Messenger RNA from Neurospora hispaniola, 2855 nucleotides. RefSeq names its product fungal-specific transcription factor domain-containing protein. The record is from RefSeq and is a predicted model, not a curated record. Gene Ontology annotation, biological process: DNA-templated transcription; regulation of DNA-templated transcription. Gene Ontology annotation, molecular function: zinc ion binding; DNA binding; DNA-binding transcription factor activity, RNA polymerase II-specific. The coding region runs from base 288 to 2606 and encodes 772 amino acids. The transcript is spliced from 5 exons. Lineage: Eukaryota; Fungi; Ascomycota; Sordariomycetes; Sordariales; Sordariaceae.